ACUCGCAUUCAGCAAGUCAAUGCUUUGCUAGUGGCCACCUGCUGGAAGGAUGAGAAGAAAGCGGGAGGACAGGGGCGUGAUUAUUAAACAGCGAUACAAGGCGCUGCAGGAAUUGUACGCUGGCAAGGAUUGCUCAUUCCUGUGGGAUGGAGGAGCUGUUUACUUGGGGCUGCUUCUACCAACUCUUAAUGCAAACAUGGAAACAUGGACGACAAGUACAACUACAUUGGUCGUGCUGGCGCUGAGAAGCUCCAUUCUAGCAUUUUGAAGCUCCACAAUGCAAAUCGCUUGCAGGUCAUUGGGGGUAAAGGCAGUGGCAAGAGUACUGUCAUGAGCACCGAAGCCGGCUUCCUCCUCGCCAACGGCAAAAAGGUGGUGUAUAUCUCGGCAACCCGUUACAUCUCAGAGCCGGACAAGGUUCUGCUCGAGGCCUUGCUGCUUGCAUUUGGCCAGUGCAAGACCGUGUGGGAGGAGUUGCAGAAUUUGCUCAGUGUAGAAGACCUGGUGGCGUGGUGCGAGGGCAGGACAGGUUUGCUUUUCAUCAUCGAUGACUGGGAACAGCUUGAUCCAAGGACGAAUGAUAAGGUGGAGCCACAGCUGCUUCAUCGCCUGAAAGCUCACCUGGUUCGUGCCUCUGGAGUCAGUGUUCGCAUCACAGUCUUGUCCAUAGACAGCCCCGAGCCAUAUGAAAGUGCAAAACUUGACAAGGCUGAAGACUAUAUGCUAACUGAAGAGUUUGACGGUCCCUACACGGAAGAGGAGCUGAAUACAUGGAUUGCGCAGGCAAAUCUACCAGCUUCUGCGCUGCUGGAUCUGGAUAAUCUGACGGGGGGAAUACCGCGCUUGUUACGCUUCUACAAAGAAUGUGGUGGCGACAGGCAGCAGUGGCUGAAACGCCAAGUACGAGGAUAAGCUCUGGACGGAAUUCGUUGGAAAGUUGGACUCGAAGGAAGAUCUGGUCGCUGCUAUCAACAUGGUGGUGGGUGAUGGAAAACUACCUCCGCGGCUAGCUCCGAAGAUCAAGCUUACCUGCUUCUGCAAAGACCUUAAUGGCAGAUUUCGGCUUCUGUCACCUUACUUUCGAACCCAGGCAGAGACCCUGUUAACAGGAAAGGGAAAGGAGCUGGACAAGAAGCUGCUGCUUUCAGACAUACAGUUGUGGACAGAAGCAGUAGAAGUGGACUGUAAAAGUGAGCUUGCAGAAAGGAACCCCUCUCGCAUCAGCUGGCACAUUGAAGGCCUAGUGAUCAGCGUCAUUCGGAUACAGGGGAGGCUGUUUGAUGACGCUUAUUCGUUCAAGAGGUACAGGACGUAUGCCCAUGGGCACGAAGUAGCUGCUCUUCGCAAUGUAGGGUUCCAGGACUUGC
Selaginella moellendorffii is the source of this 1367-nucleotide messenger RNA. RefSeq lists its product as uncharacterized. The transcript is spliced from 2 exons. Bases 205 to 912 code for a protein of 235 amino acids. NCBI's taxonomy places the organism in Eukaryota, Viridiplantae, Streptophyta, Lycopodiopsida, Selaginellales, Selaginellaceae. The record is from RefSeq and is a predicted model, not a curated record.